CUUCCUGUUUCAAAGAUGGCCGACCGCUCACAGAGGGUCACAGAAUCGCACGGGUCACAGACUUCUCCGUAACACCGGUUCAGACGGUGAAUCUUCACUUUGUGGCUCCUGAUGGAGAGAAAGUGAGACAGGCUGCGGACGAUGGAGAGCCAGGACGAGCGACAGACAGGAGCGAUCCAGGCCGAGUAUUUCCUCCUGAAGGCCCGGCUCGCUCUGGCGACGGCGAUAAUAAAGAGCAAACCGCGCGGCAUGACCGGCAGGCAGCACGCCGAGGAGCUGGCCGCCAUGUUGGAGCGUCAGGACGAAGGCUGGAAGAAGAAAGCUCAGGAGCUGCAGCAGGAAGUGCUGAGGCUGAGACAGGAAGUGCUGAUCAGCAAAGUGACGGCCAACGCCAAGAACAGCAUGGAGGCAGCAGGUCAUGACGAAACAAUGGACAUCAGUUCUCAGGACCUGUUUGGUCCAGAGAGUGUCGGGUUCAGCGCCGGCCUCCAGCCGGACAGCGACUCCGACACUCCUGACCUCCUGCUCGACGACCUCCGACCUGCCAUCCCGUCCCAUCAGCCACCUCAGCCGCCCGUUCCCUCCAGCGAUGACGGAGUUCCUCGUGGGAAGGCCUCGCUCCCUCAUGUGCACUUCCUCCAGUCUCUGUGUUCGCUCCACCGAGUGGAGGAGUCCAGCAGAGGGUUGGAGUCGCUCUGGUUCCAACCUGACGGGGGCGUAGACUCAGUGCUGGUGGACUCUGUGUGCCAGCUGCUGGACUCGGUGGUGGCGGCGUGCAGGGAUCAUCUUCCUCUGCCGGGCCCUUGUGACUUCGUCCUGGAGGGCUGUCGGGUCGCAGCACAGGCGAUGGAGCUGUUCUGCUCUCAGAGGCUGCCGUCUGUGGAGUUCAUGCGGCGGGUGGAGGAGCCGCUGACGGCGCUGACUGGGAUGCUGCUGCAAAGUAAUCAGCUCAGCGGGCUCCGGGCGGCAGAGAGGCUGAUGGAGUACCUGAUCACACUGGGGAGCUGCAGCAUGUCGCAGGCCUUUCUCAUCCGUCACAUCCUCUCUCAGAUCAGCGCUCUGGCUGAUCAGCUCUGGCAGGCUUUCCAGGAGUCGGACACCUCAGGACUCGAAAAGUUUCCCAUGGACCAGUAUCAAAACUCGUGCUACCUGUUCUGGAUCCUGGAGGAACUCCUGCAGAAGUCAAAGGUACCGUACAGGGUGGAGGUUGGGUCGGAGCAGAUGGGCUUCCUGAUUCACCUGGAACAACGCGUUUUUCAAUUGUCGAGGGAGUUUCCUUUGUUUUCCAUCUGCAUGUGGAGGAUGGGAAGACUCCUCACCUCCUCUGGCAGAUAGGAUACUUAAAGUGGAAAGAACAGGGAGGCCUGCAAUAAGAGGUUUGUUUUCCACUGCUGCAACACCAAUGACCAGCAUCUAGAGACACCUGUGCUGUUGCAGUUUGAAGAGACUGUCAGCUUCAAUUUAGUCUGUAAAUAACAACACAGAACAAAACAUAUGUAAUGAUGUUUUUAAUCUCUUUACAGCCUUAGUGAGAUUUGUAUUUCCAUGUCAGGAGGAAAAUAUUCCUCAUAAAAAUGUUUGUGCGGUCUUUCAGGCUUAGUUUGUUUUAAUUUGUUAAUUCUGCUAAGUGGUUUGAAAUGCAAAACUGCACAACUGAGUGCAACAAAUAAAUCCAAUAUAAUAGUCAUCUACUGGUUCAUUCCAGCAACAAAUGUUUCUGUAAUUGAGUAAUCACAAAAGUUGCAUCUGACUUGAUGUUGAAGUGCUGCUGUUAAUCGGGUAAUGAGGCUGAAACGAUCGCUGUUAAGUGUUACUACAAAUCUGGAUUCUGCUUUCUGUAAUGGAUCAACGAGGAGUGCUUAUUUCAUUUAUGAGUAACGACUGAGGUUUUAAAUAUUAUUAUUCCUGGCUGUGGUGAUGAGUAGCUCCCUGCAGGAGUUCAGUGCAGAUCUUAAAAUACUACAGAAGUGUAACAAAGAACAUUUGGAUCAUUUCCAGUGUUAAAACUUUAGAGAACGAUGUGAUGAAACAGUAAUGAUUCAUUUACAACACGGUAUGUUUAAUUGCACCAACUGUUGUUUGCGCUUACAGUAAUUAUACAAAUAUAGAAAAACAGAACGAUGAUAAAAACAACAGAAAGGUAAAGUAGAGCGACAACAAUAUGACAGACUGAACUGAAUGCGAUUAGCUGAUAGUAAACCAGAUCAAUAAUCAAUAUGCAACCAGU
Molecule: messenger RNA, 2227 nt
Organism: Larimichthys crocea (large yellow croaker)
Lineage: Eukaryota; Metazoa; Chordata; Actinopteri; Sciaenidae
Gene: mei4
Product: meiosis-specific, MEI4 homolog (S. cerevisiae)
Exons: 5
Coding region: 142-1335 (397 amino acids)
Biological process (GO): oogenesis; spermatogenesis; meiotic DNA double-strand break formation
Cellular component (GO): lateral element
Source: RefSeq, a predicted model, not a curated record